Toxorhynchites rutilus septentrionalis is the source of this 364-nucleotide messenger RNA. Its product is annotated as cuticle protein 19-like. Gene Ontology annotation, cellular component: extracellular matrix. NCBI's taxonomy places the organism in Eukaryota, Metazoa, Arthropoda, Insecta, Diptera, Culicidae. Bases 47 to 364 code for a protein of 105 amino acids. The record is from RefSeq and is a predicted model, not a curated record. The transcript is spliced from 2 exons.
UUGGUUUAAACCUGUUUGUGGUUCAAAACUACUACACUUUACAACAAUGAUCAAGAUUAUCGCACUUGUUACUUGUUUCUUAGUUCUGGCUUCGGCAUACGAAGAUUAUCACAGUUAUCCUAAAUACAAGUUCGAAUAUGGAGUCAAGGAUUCCCAUACCCACGAUCAUAAGAGCCAAUGGGAGCAGCGCGAUGGAGACCAUGUGAAGGGAAAAUAUACUUUAGAUGAGGCUGAUGGAACGCAUCGUAUCGUUGACUAUGCUUCAGAUCAUAAGGGCGGAUUCCAACCUCACGUUGAACGCAAGGGACAUGCCCAUCAUCCUCAUCACGGAGAAAGUUAUGCCAACAUUCAUCAGUACUACUAA